AUCUGUCUGCUGAGAGUUGCCGGUGUCGGCGCGUCCGUCAGGCGCUGCCCCGCGCGGUGGCUCCCAUCCCGCCCGCCGGCUCUAGGCGCCGGGCCUCGCGGGCCCCUGGGCGGUCGGGAUAAUGAGCCGUAUCUACCACGACAGCGCCCUCCGGAACAAGGCGGUGCAGAGCGUGCGGCUGCCCGGGUCCUGGGACCCCGCCGCCCACCAGGGGGGAAAUGGCAUCCUGCUGGAGGGAGAACUGGUCGAUGUGUCUCGGCACAGCAUCCUGGACGCCCAUGGCAGGAAGGAACGCUACUACGUGCUGUAUAUCCAACCCAGUCGUAUCCAUUGCCGCAAAUUCGACCCCAAGGGAAAUGAAGUUGAGCCCAACUUCAGCACCACCAGGAAAGUGAACACGGGCUUCCUCAUGUCAUCCUACAUUCCAGAGACUGAGGAGGCCAAGAUCAAGGUGCUGGCAGAUUCAGAGUCUGAGCUGGAAGCCAAGGGGGACAGCGACACGCUCACGCCCGAGGCGCUGAAGGGGCUAGUGAAUAAGCCAGAGCUGUUGGCGUUGACAGACAGCCUCACCCCCAAGCACACGGUGGCAUUCUGGAUGCCUGAGGCGGAAAUGGAAGCAAUGGAGCUCAAGCUGGGGACUGGUGUACGGCUGAAAACUCGGGGUGAUGGCCCCUUCCUAGAUUCAAUAGCCAAACUUGAGGCUGGAACAGUGACCAAGUGUAAUUUUGCUGGUGAUGGAAAGACAGGGGCAUCCUGGACAGACAACAUCAUGGCCCAAAAAUCUUCAGAGGGAGCCACAGUGGAGCUCCGAGAGCAGGGGGAUGGGGCAGCUGAUGAGGAGUGGGAUGACUGAGGUUAGAGGGAUGAGGAUGCCUCCAGGCCUGCCAGCACCUUCCGUGCACAGUUGGGAAUUUCUUCCACUGACUUCCACUCUGGAGCUGGAGAGAGCAGUCCACCAAGCCUUACCUGCUUCUUCCCUACAGCUGCUAUGAAUACUCUUUGCACAAGAUCUGCUAAAACCAGAUCAAAGACCACAACGGUGGCGGUAGGGCUCCAUGCUGUGGCUCAUGGAGACCACUCCCUGGAUGCAAAUCUAGUCCUCCUAGACAUUUUCAUGACACCCUGUGCCCUGGAUGGCAGCCUGUUUCUUGUCCCAGAGACAGGUGGUGGGCAAGUCCCUCAGGGCACUUGGUCUUGGUGCAGAAUUGGGAACUAUCCAUUGUCUAAAUGCAGAGUGGCUCAGAGGAGAAGUUAGCAGGGCUCCUUCCUCUGUUCCGUUUCCCGCUUUCCUCCCACACCCACCACCCUCCCCAGCACACUGACUUUUAGCCUCUGCUCUCCUACUUCAAGCCUCCUUGGUCCCUGUAUCUCCCCUCCCCAGUUGCCAGUUCUUUAUUCCUCCUCCGGCCCCGUGCUGUGUGGGGGUUUCCUGUCUUCCACCCUCCCUGGCUGCUUUCCUGGUGGAUGCUGACCCCAGGGAGGCCAACCGUGUUGACAGGUGUGGCUGGCUGCUCCACAUCUCUCAGACGCACUCUGCCAGGCCACAUUAUUGAAAACACCUUUUUCGUUGUUGUUUUGUACCUUGAGAACUUUUUAU
Messenger RNA from Cynocephalus volans (Philippine flying lemur), 1597 nucleotides. RefSeq names its product actin related protein 2/3 complex inhibitor (gene ARPIN). The coding region runs from base 122 to 853 and encodes 243 amino acids. Lineage: Eukaryota; Metazoa; Chordata; Mammalia; Dermoptera; Cynocephalidae. The transcript is spliced from 7 exons. Gene Ontology annotation, biological process: negative regulation of actin nucleation. The record is from RefSeq and is a predicted model, not a curated record.